AUGCUGCAAGUCAAGAACGACUACUUUGGCUCGGAAUCGCCACUCAGUGGGCCCUCGAGCGCCGGAGCGAGUCCGUCCACCUCGUCCGUGCUGAGUCCAGGGUCGAGCUCGGUCACCACAUCGCAGCUCUCGCUGCUCGCAUUUGAGUCGCAACGAAACUCGCCCUCCACCUCGGCCUGCACCUCGGUCAGCGACCUCUCUUCCGAUGUGGACAAGCUCUCGCUCGCCAACGAUGCCAAGACGAGUCGCAUCGCCGAUCCAUCGGCUACAACAGCUGCUGCUUUGAAAGCAUCCAAUGGCGAGGAGCCUGAGUGCAGCACCGAGGACAGCGAGGCAGCGGCCAUCGAGGCCGAGAACCGCAGGGUCGAAGAGGAGCUCGAUUCGGCGCUCGCUUUCGGGACACAGAUCGUCCAGCGAGAGGCGCGGGCGCUUGCCAUGGCGGCCAGGCGGCUCUCGAGGCACAGCGUGCAGCAGGACGGCUUCCGGCAAGCUGUGCGGCUCGUCAUGCGUGCGACCACAGGCGAGCGGGGCGGCAAGGUGGUGCUCACCGGGGUGGGCAAGAGCGGGAUCAUCGCCAAGAAGCUUUCUGCGACGUUCCUCUCGCUCGGCACGCCGUCGAUGUUCUUGCACCCGACCGAGGCACUGCAUGGCGACCUGGGCCUGCUCACUCCGCAUCGCGACGUAGUAAUUGCUCUCUCGCAUUCCGGGUCGUCGCCAGAGAUCCUCGCGUUGGUUCCGCACCUCAACGCCCGCAGGUGUCCCAUAAUCGCGCUGGUCGGCAAGCGCGACAGUGCGUUGGUCAAGGCGUCGGAUGCAUGGAUCGACUGCGCGACGGGCAAGGACGAUCCCGAUUCGGAUUCUGAGGAGGAUGAAGAGGAUCUAAUCGAAGAGCAGUCAGAAGCAGUCUCGUCUGACUUCGCCAGCUCGACUGAUGGUGCCCUGGGCACUCGACGCAGCAUGAGCGAAAGCGCGGCCGCUGCUGCUUUUACCACUGCCGGCGCUCCCUCAGGCUCCGUGCUCAGCGCUCGUCGAGCCACCGUGCCCCAAAACGACUGCGAUUGCGGAAAGCAACGAACAACUGCGAGAAGGACACGCACCAAACCACCACGACCCACCACGGACGAAGCGUGGGACGACGUGCCCGCGCCCAGCAGCAGCACCACAGUCGCUCUGGCGAUGGGCGAUGCCCUGGCGUUUUCGGUGACUCGAGCAAAAGGGUUGGGCAGAGACAUGUUUGCCUUCAACCACCCUGGUGGCAAGCUAGGCGCCGAUUUCCGGCUGCAGGGCCAAUCGGCGCCGUUGCAGGGUUAUGACCCCAAGGCGACCGAGAGUGCGGUUGCUACGCCGAUUGCCGCUUGA
Sporisorium graminicola is the source of this 1359-nucleotide messenger RNA. RefSeq lists its product as uncharacterized. The transcript has a single exon. Lineage: Eukaryota; Fungi; Basidiomycota; Ustilaginomycetes; Ustilaginales; Ustilaginaceae. Gene Ontology annotation, molecular function: carbohydrate derivative binding. The record is from RefSeq and is a predicted model, not a curated record. Gene Ontology annotation, biological process: carbohydrate derivative metabolic process. Bases 1 to 1359 code for a protein of 452 amino acids.